Linum trigynum is the source of this 946-nucleotide messenger RNA. The record is from the annotation of a GenBank genome assembly. Lineage: Eukaryota; Viridiplantae; Streptophyta; Magnoliopsida; Malpighiales; Linaceae.
UAUCAAAACCACCACACCACACCAUCGUCAUAGUUUGUACAUUAUUAGUAGUUAAUCUGCCUCCUAGCUAUUUCUCCCAACAAAAAUGAGGAGAUCAUCAGCAACCAACUUGGGCGCCGUCGUCGUCCUAGUUGUAUUCGUCAUUACUCUUGCCACGCUAGCUCCACCAGCAACUGCUCGUCGUCUUCGCCGCGAGAAUGCAGGUACUACUACUUCCGUUGCUAGAUGGAAGAAUACACUAAUGAGACCCGAAGGAAGGCGGAGCCUUGGUGAUUCCACGGCCGGUGUCGACGAUGGCAGCACUGCUGGCGAUAACAUGGACGGUACUACCGGCUCCAAUAGCGCCAUCGUUGGUUCCAGGGCGGUUGGGGUGGCCGUUCAUAGCGACGACAAGUUUGUUGGUGACAAACGUAUUGCGGACUGCUGCUAUAAAUGCUGUGGUUGAUAAUGACGCACCUGAUCGAUAUUAGAAUAUAUAUAUGUUUUUAGACUAAAAAAAAAAGAAUAUGUAUGUAUGUAGAUACUGUAAUGAUUAACUGCAAAUAUGGGUGUUAUUAUGUAAGAACUAACGAUGAGUACACUAUAUUAUACGUUUUUUUAUAUGAGGGACCCGUCUUGGGACGGCAAACCCGACUCUCAUAGAUAUUCGCGACAAACCCUGAGAGCAUUUAAUGCAAGCUUACAGUCUUAUCGGUGGCAUAUAUAUACGUUUGCAAAGAACUAAUUCAUCCUAACAACGUUCGAUAGAGAGCUGAGUCUUUCCUUGUUGCCGUCGGAAUCAAUUUCGGGUAGGGGUGUGCAAUGGUCCGGUACGUACGGGGACUGCACCAGAUCAAACCGAUAUUUGGACCGGACCACAUAAAACCGAGUAUAAUACGGCCCGGCCCAUGGUUCUCUGAAUUUUAUAAUUACUGAAGAAAAAAUGGAAUGAAUUGAUUUUUGAACC